AUGGCUCACGGCAACCCCGUGCCUAAACUCUACAGAUCCAUUAUCGAAGAUGUGAUUGAAGGUGUUCGGGAACUCUUUGCAGAAGAGGGCAUAGAAGAACAGGUUUUGAAAGACUUGAAGCAGCUUUGGGAAACCAAGGUGAUGCAGUCUAAAGCAACAGAAGGCUUCUUCAGGCAUAGCCACCACUCGCCACAGUUUACUCUGCAGUUGCCGCACAGUUUUCAUCGUGCUCUGCAGGCUUCAGCAGCUUCUUUAGUCAUCCCAACUGGCAGAGGUUUCCAGCAUUUCACAGCAGCAGACCUGGGUGCUUCACGACCAGGUGCAGCUCUUACCCUCCCUUCGGGUAUUGCUUAUCCUGUACAUGUACCUGCUGGAGUGACACUGCAGACUGCAUCUGGGCACCUUUAUAAGGUAAAUAUGCCUGUUAUGGUUACACAGGCCCCAGGUGAUGCAGGUAUUCUACAGCAUCCUAUUCAGCAGAUAUUUCAGCAGCUUGGACAGCCUUCAGUUCUGCAAACCAACAUUGCCAGUGUUGCACAGGUGAAUGCAGCUUCUGUCCAGGCAACAGCUGAAACAUUGCAAUGCCAGGAGCCUGCUGUCCAACAGACCAUGGUAUUUCAACCAAGUGUCAUGGAAGGAAAACACCUGGAAAACUCUACAAAUUCUACAUUGGUUCAGCAGCCUACUACGAGUCAGCAGCAAAUUACAACUAAUGCAACACUGAAUCAGCAAGCAGACUUGACAGAAAAAUCCCAGUACAGUGAUCUUCAUACAGCUGUGUUCACUUCAGAAACCUCUGAAGUGUUUUCUCCUGCUGAAUCAUUGGCAAACAACCCAAGCAGCCUGCUGCCGGAUGUGGAGGAACAGCUAGGCACAGAGCCACAGAAAUCGGUGCAGCACCAGGUGUCUGAUGAUAUCAUUGAGUUGAUUAUCAUGGGCAGCAGCACGGAUGAAAACGCCAUCCUGAAAGAUCAGGACAGUAUUGUUCUUGAAGAUAAGAUGGAACCUACUGAGCAGAUGGAAUCUAGUUUACGAGCAGAGAAUGAUAUCUGCAGUGACAUUGAAGGCAUAAUUCAGCUAGAUGGAACGAGUGACGUUUCUCCCAAGGAAGAAAUAGCACAUACAAAAGAUAUGGAAGAGAAUGAAUUCAUUGGCAUUAUUGAAUCGGAGGAUCUAAAAGUUCUGGAAGAUGAGGAUGAGGAAGAGGAUGAAGAAGGUGACAGCCUUUCAAACACAGAAUCUAGCAGCAGUGGUGCUGAUAAUGGAGAGCCUCAGAUAGAUAUAGUUGAGGAGGACCCCUUAAAUUCUGGUGAUGAUGUCAGUGAACAGGACACUCCAGACUUGUUUGACACUGAUAACGUGAUAGUUUGUCAGUAUGACAAGAUACAUCGGAGUAAGAACAAAUGGAAGUUUUACUUAAAAGAUGGAGUGAUGUGCUUUGGGGGGAAAGACUAUGUUUUUGCAAAAGCCAUCGGAGAUGCAGAGUGGUGA
Rhea pennata is the source of this 1491-nucleotide messenger RNA. It is a transcript of the gene GTF2A1L, whose product is annotated as general transcription factor IIA subunit 1 like. Lineage: Eukaryota; Metazoa; Chordata; Aves; Rheiformes; Rheidae. The transcript has 9 exons. Gene Ontology annotation, biological process: transcription by RNA polymerase II; transcription initiation at RNA polymerase II promoter. Gene Ontology annotation, cellular component: transcription factor TFIIA complex. The record is from RefSeq and is a predicted model, not a curated record. Bases 1 to 1491 code for a protein of 496 amino acids.